Guillardia theta CCMP2712 is the source of this 1362-nucleotide messenger RNA. RefSeq lists its product as hypothetical. The transcript has 5 exons. The record is from RefSeq and is a predicted model, not a curated record. The coding region runs from base 1 to 1362 and encodes 453 amino acids. Gene Ontology annotation, molecular function: adenosine deaminase activity. Gene Ontology annotation, biological process: adenosine catabolic process; inosine biosynthetic process. Lineage: Eukaryota; Cryptophyceae; Pyrenomonadales; Geminigeraceae.
AUGGCAGAUGACAAAGAAGAGCAGCAGAAGAGCAGCAAACGGACGAGCUGGAAGCCGACGCGGACAAGCUUCGUCGCUGAGACUCGACAGGAGCCCAAACAUGAAGUUCACCCGACGAGCGAAUAUGAGGUCAAGCUCCCUCGCAAGGUGCCGAUCAGCUCGUCCCGCAGGCCCCUCGUCGACAUCCUCUCCCACGACGAGCUGUGCAGCCUGUGCCAUAACAUCCCCAAGAUAGAGCUGCAUGCCCAUCUUUCGGGAACAGUCAAGGAGAGCACGUUGAACGAGCUGGGGAGAGCCAAAGGGCUGGACAUCUCGAAGAUGAAGUUCACGCUGGAGUCGCUGGCAGCAACAGACUCUCUUGAGCAGACUUGGAAGGAGACGGUCGAAGCCUUCGACAACAUCCGCAAGCUCACUGCCUACGACCUCCAUGUCCUCCGCAGGAUCAUCAACGAGGCCAUCGAGAUGUACGCGGAAGACGGAUGCGUCUACCUGGAGCUUCGGACGGGGCUGAAGCAUCUGCCAGACAGGAAGACGUUCUUGUCGGAGGUGAUCUCAACCAUCAACUUGGCGCAGGGGAAGCAUGGCAUCAUCGUACGGCUCCUCGUCAGCGUCGACCGGGGAGCGUCCGUGGAAGACGCGAGAGAGACGAUUUCGAUCGCAAUCGAUGCGUACGAGUCUCAGAGCAAAGGCGGAGGGCAACGGGGAGGAGGAGUGCUGGUGGGUGUUGAGAUGGGCGGCAACCCGUUGCGGGGGAACUGGGACGAGCUCCGUCCGCUGUUCCAACAGGCCAGAGACGCGGGAAUGAGAGUCUCUUUACAUUUCGCAGAGAACAAAGGACACGAGGAAGAGCACGAGAAGAUCCUCGAGUUUCGACCUGACAGGCUGGGACAUGCUGUGUUCAUGAGCAAGAAGAUCACCGACAAGGUCCUGAACACCAAGACACCAGUGGAGGUAUGCAUCACGUGCCAUGAAGCCUACUACAAGGUAGACAGGAAGAAGAACGUCUUCGGGAUCCUCAAAAGUCACAAUCAUCCAGCUAUCCUCUGCUGCGACAACGCGUGCCUCCUCCACACCCUCCUCAGCAAGGAGUGGGAGGUAGCGAUACAAACCUUUAAGCUGACAGCAGAAGACGUACAACACAUGGUCCUUGACAACGUCGAUGCGAUCUUUGCCGACAGUGUGACCAAACAGAAGCUUCGAGUGCAAUGCGAGAAUCGGCUCAAGUCAUUGUUUACCAAGAGCGAAGCGCCACGAGCAAGAAAGUCAGGAGGAGGAGGAUGGCAAUCUUUGUUGUUCUUGUCAUUGUCAGCAGCGUGUCUGGGAGGCCUCUACUACCUUCGUGUCGUCAAACGAGCAAUCUAA